Poecile atricapillus (Black-capped chickadee) is the source of this 8499-nucleotide messenger RNA. It is a transcript of the gene TG, whose product is annotated as thyroglobulin. Lineage: Eukaryota; Metazoa; Chordata; Aves; Passeriformes; Paridae. The coding region runs from base 1 to 8277 and encodes 2758 amino acids. The record is from RefSeq and is a predicted model, not a curated record. The transcript has 48 exons. Gene Ontology annotation, biological process: thyroid hormone generation.
AUGGGCUCCAUCCCAUUUUGCACCCUCUGUUGCUUUAUUAGCAUAGCAACAGCCAAUAUAUUUGAGUAUCAGACCGAUUCCCAACCGUUGCGUCCAUGUGAACUUCAGAGGGAAGAGGCUUUUUCAGCAGGGGAAGCCUACGUUCCUCAGUGCUCAGAGGAUGGCCAGUUCAGGACAGUCCAGUGCAGUAGGAAUGGUCUUUCCUGUUGGUGUGUAGAUGAGAAUGGUGUUGAGGUUCCUGGCAGCAAACAGAAUGGAUAUCCUGUAUCUUGCUUGUCCUUUUGCCAGCUGCAAAAGCAGAGGAUCUUGGUAAGCCGAUACAUCAACAGCAGCAGCAUCUCCUACAUCCCUCAGUGCCUGGAUUCAGGAGCUUUUGAUGAGGUGCAGUGUGACACGGAGCUGGGGCAGUGCUGGUGUGUAGAUCCAGAAGGAAUGGAGAUUUAUGGCACCAGACAAAGAGGAAAGCCAGCACAGUGUCCAGGGAACUGUGAGAUCCGAGAUCGUCGCAUCCUGCAUGGGUUUGGGGAGAAGAGCCCACCACAGUGCUCAGCAGAUGGGGAGUUUCUGCCUGUCCAGUGCAAGUUUGUCAACACAACAGACAUGAGUGUUUUUGAUCUUGUUCAUAGUUACAACAGGCUCCCAAGGGCUUUCCAAAAAUUUAGCUCGGUGAGGGAAACGUUCCCGGAGAUCUCUGGGUACUGUUACUGUGUGGACAGCCUGGGCAGGGAGCUGGCAGACACAGGCUUGGAACUGCUGCUUGAUGAGGUUUACGACACGGUUUUCUCCGUGCCAGAGCCUGCCCGCACGUUCACGGAGAGCAGCAUCCAUCGGAUCCUGCAGAGGCGAUUCCUGGGGGUCCAGCUGGCUACCUCUGGAAAGUUCAGAUGCCCCUCGAGGUGUGAGGCAGAGCGUUCGGCAGCGCUGCGUUUCCAGCACCCCUUCGUGCCGUCCUGCUCCGCUGAUGGGGGCUACGCGCCCCUGCAGUGCCAGCAGCAGGGACAGUGCUGGUGCGUGGACACCCAGGGACAGGAGAUCCUGGGCACAAGGAGGAGAGGACAGCCCCCAGCCUGUGGUGAGGAGCAAUCGUGCAUCUCCGAGCGGCGCCGGGCCUUGUCGAGGCUCCUUUAUGGCCCUGCUGGGUACUUCAGCCAGUCCAGUUUGUUCUCCACACCAGAUAAGCAGUCAGACAAAAUUGAUGGCUUUUCAAGAGCCUGCCCUCCCUCUUUCAAGGAGCUGUUUCUGGACUCUGGAUUGUCAUCCCCACUUGCACGAAGCCCAUUUGCCAGCCAGACUCCUGAGCUAGAAACCACCCUGAGUGAAGCCAUCACAGGGAUGUUCCCAUCGAGGGAACUGGCUCAGGUGGCACUGCAAUUUACUGCCAAUCCAAAGCGUUUCCAAGAAAACCUCUUUGGAGGAAGGUUCUUGAAGAAUUUGAUCCAGUUUAACUUCACAGGGGUACUUGGCACUAGUGGGAAGUACAGCAUUGGCCAGUUUUUCCCACAGGUGGAUGUGAUGGGUAAUGGCCAAGGCCCUCUGGCAUCAGCUGAGGCAUUUUCACUGGAGGUAUCAAAGGGAAGCUCCAUUUUGAGUAAACCUCUUGUGGGCAGCUUUGGCCGCACAGUAACUCUGCAGGAUAAUCAGAAUCUGAUGAAAUUCCUUUCUUCUGUCCUGGAGCUACCAGAGUUCUUUACUUUUCUUCAACAAGUAAUUUCUGUCCCCAAAAGCGUAGCUGAAGAUUUAGGUGAAGUGGUGAAACUGGCUCUGGGAUCCAAAGGCUGUGGUGAGGAGCCAAAGGACCUGUUUGUUCCAACAUGCACCAAGGAGGGCAGGUAUGAGGAAGUUCAGUGCUAUGCAGGAGAGUGCUGGUGUUUGGACACUUUGGGUAAGGAGGUUCCAGGCUCAAGAAUUCAGGGCAAACGCCCAAGGUGUCCCACUGAGUGUGAGAAGCAAAGGAGAAACCUGAAAAACUUGAAGCAAAGCCUGCCUGCAGGAUCAGAUCUCUUUAUUCCCUCUUGUACUGAGGAUGGAGACUUUCUGCCACUCCAGUGUUAUGGGACAAAUUGCUUCUGCGUCGAUUUGAAUGGCAAGACUAUUCCAGGAAUAAGGGGGAAAGCUGGAAAGCCGAUGCAAUGCCCAAGUGCUUGCCAGGUAACAGCUGCUCAGGAGUUUCUGCGGGCUGUGAAGCUCCUGUUGUCAGAUCCAGGUGCUGAGCCUCAGCUGCCCAGCCUUUACCUGCCCCAGUGUGAUGCUGCAGGUGGCUGGAGGCAGGUGCAGUGCAGCGGCCCCCCUGAGCAAGCCUUCGAGUGGUACGAAAGGUGGAUCACAGAGAACAACGAGGGCAAGCCCCUGCCUGUUCCUGAUCUAUUGAACAUCAUAGCUGGGUAUAAAGAGGCAUCCUCUGGAGACUUUUCAGCUUUUGUUAAAGCUUUGUAUGAAGCUGGGCACCAGAACGUCUUCCCCACAUUCUCCAUGUAUUCCUCCUUCACGGAUCUCCCUCCUCAAGUGCUGGCAGGAAACCUGACCAGUGCAUCUGAGAACAUUUUGCUGGACCCAUAUAUGUUCUGGCAGCUUCUGACUGAGCAGCUGAGCUACUACCCAGGACCCUAUACUGAUUUCAGUGCUCCAUUAGGCCACUUGGAACUUCGUGAUUGUUGGUGUGUUGACAGCAAAGGAGGAGAGCUGGAAGGAACAAAGGCAGGAGUGAACCAGGUUCCAGCAUGCCCUGGUAUAUGUGAAGGUGUGAAGCAAGAGGCCAUGAAAUUUGUGGAGGAUGCAGAGCAGCUCAUCCUGGCCUCAAAUGGGUCCCAGUUUGCCUUUGGAGAGAGCUUCUUGCUGGCAAAGGGGAUACAGCUGAUGGACAGUGAGCUCCUGCGCUCUGCAGGGCCCUAUGGGCUGGAGACAGGCAUCCCCCAAGAGCUGCUGCUGGGCAGUGACUCUGCUCUCCAGCUGGCUGCUUGGUCAGUCCUGCAGUUCUACUGGCAGAGUCACUUUACAUCAAAACGUUCUGCUGGGGAAGCAGCACAACUGGGAUUUCUCCCUUACAUCCCUCAGUGUGAUGGCCUGGGAAACUGGGAGCCAACUCAGUGCUAUCAGAGCACAGGUCAUUGCUGGUGUGUGGAUGAGAGAGGUCGUUAUGUGAUGGAUUCCUUGGUCUCACGCUCAGCAGAACUUCCCAAAUGCCAGACUUCAUGUCAGCAAUCUCGAGCCAAUGCCCUAAUUUCCAGCUGGAGACAGAGCAGUGCAAAGCUGGACACCUCUACAGCUGAUCUGUUCAUCCCCAACUGCCUUGAGACAGGAGAAUACACUGUGCUGCAGAGAUCUGACACAGAUAUUUGGUGUGUGGAUCCUGUGUCAGGAGAAAUAUUCCAGCGUGGCAGCAGAGGCUUGGAUGGCAAUCCUGAGUGUCCCAGUGUCUGUACCAUGCUGAAGUCCAGAGCAGUCUCACGAGCAGCUGCCGGAGGCUUCGUGCCCCAGUGUGCAGGGGACGAGGGGGGUUUCUCCCCUGUGCAGUGCAGCCAGGAGCAGGAGAGCUGCUGGUGCGUCUUUGGCAAUGGAGAGGAGGUGCCAGGGACACGAGUGAACGGGGGAACACCGGAAUGUGCAAGUCCGCAGUGUGCUCUGCCAUUUGGUGCCUCAGCAGUUGCCGAUGGGGCUGUACUUUGUGAAAACGUCCCUGGGCAAGCUCCAAGCAUCCAGCAGUGCCAGCUCAUGUGUCGCCAGGGCUUCCACAGUGCCACUCCCAACACCUCAUUCCAGUGUGACACGCGGCAGCGGCGCUGGGUCUCCGCUGCCCCUCUGCUCCAGGCCUGCCAGAAGCUCCAAUUAUUUCAGACAGUCCAAGCUCAAACACACUUUCAACUACGCCUGCCUCCUGAGAAGACAUGCAGUUCUGACUACUCUGGAUUACUCCAGGCAUUCCAGAUUUUUAUUUUAGAUGAAUUGAAGGCUCGUGGUUUAUGUCACCUCCCGAUAAAUGCAUUUGGAAAAACUGGCUCAGUUUCCAUGUGUGAUGAUUCCACUGUCUAUGUUGAAUGCCUGAGCGUGGAUCGCCUGGGAGUGAACAUCACCUGGAGGACUCAGCUGGAAAACAUCCCAACAGCUUCUCUCCCUGACCUACAUGAUAUUGAAAAUGCAAUUGUUGGGAAAAAUCUCAUUGGAGCAUUUAUAAAUGAGAUUAAGGAUGGUGUUUUUCUGCUGCAUUUGGAUUCCAAGCAGUUCCUAGCAGAUUCUGUCAUUGAUUUUCCCCGGGAUGAAGAGUUUGAUCUGUCUCCCCGUGUGCAGCUUGGAUGUAGAAGCGGGUUUCGAAGAAUUUCAUCGCCUGGGAAAGCAGGCCCUAAUUCACAAGGAUGUGUUGUUUGUCCUCCGGGCAGUUAUUUCCAGGACGAUGAAUGCAUUCCCUGCCCUCUUGGCUACUAUCAGUAUCAGACAGGACAUUCCUCCUGUAUCAAGUGUCCUGUGGGCAAAACUACCAACUCCUAUGGGGCAAUCAGUUCUGAUCACUGUGUCACAUCCUGCCAGAGCAAUGAGCAGGGCCUGCAGUGUGAUGAAGAUGGCCAGUACAGACCUGCCCAGCAGGACCCUGACACCAGGAAAUCCCUCUGUGUUGACAGCUUUGGAGCAGCUCUGGACUGGACUCAAACAGAGGAUCUCCUUACAGAUGACCAGUGCUUGGUGCUCAGAAAAUUUGAAAGAGUUCCUGCCUCCAGCCUGAUUUAUGGAUCAGAAGAAGCUCAAAUUCUUCAAUCUCAGUCAAUUGGGGGAGACCUGCAAAGUACAUAUUUUCAGUGUAUUUCAGGCUGUGAGAGGGAAGAUGACUGUGGCUUUGCAACUGUAUCUCCUGCUGGUACUGAAGUGCUCUGUGAAUUAUACAGUGCUGCUGAAGCCAACUUCAACUGUACCACCUCUGGAUUGGUGCAAGGUGUCUUGGGGAACCCUGCUGCCACUAGCAUCAGUGGCCUCAGCUGCUUGCUUCGUGUCAGGAGCCCAGAGGGAGAUGCACUGAUGGUCUAUCUGAAGAGAGGACAGGAAUUCAACUCCUCUGGACCCAAGGCCUUUGAGAGGACUGGCUUCCAGAACGUUCUGUCUGGCGUGUACCGCUCCAUGGUGCUCCCAGCAGCCGGCACUUCCCAGACUGAUGCUCAGCUGCUGUGCAGACAGGAGUGCAGCCGGGACUCCUGCUGUGAUGGAUUCAUCCUGAGCCAGCUCCUGCUGGAUGGAGGAACCAUUUUAUGCAGUUUGCUGAGCUCCCCAGACGUGCUGAUCUGCAGUGCCAAAGGCUGGAGUCCAACACCCACCUCAGCCAUGGGUGGGAUGUGCAAUGGUGUGAGCUAUGAUGAGAAGGAGAAGAGGUUUUCCUUCACUCUGGGAGGACAGGUGUUCAGUGGAACUUCUCAGUUGAUGGAAGAGGCAGGAAGAAAUUUCACUACCUUUCAGGAAAUUUACCUUUGGAGAGACUCUGAUAUGGUCACCCGGAUGGAAACCUCUUUGUGUGAGGCUGCUGCUUUGAAAACAAAGGAUGAUCUCAUGUUAUCAGAUUCCACAAAGGAUCUUUUCUACCUAAUGGACAACAGCCAGAUACAGAGUGACCAGAACUAUUCUCUCCCUUUCCAGCAGUAUUGGGUCUUCAGGCAGAAGUACUCAGCUGAGGAAGCUCUGCUUUGGUGUCUCACACGUUGUGCCCAAGAGGAAGAGUUUUGUCGAAUAGCAGAUCUGCAAAAUGCCACAGACAAAUACUUUGUGUGCAUCCUCUAUCCAGAGGCACAGAUUUGUGACAGCAGCAUUGACCAAAUACCAGGAAACUGUGCAACUCUGCUACCCUGGCAACCACAGAUGCUGUACCAUAAAAUAGUCACGCUUAAAAGUUCUGUGAAGAGCUUCUACACACGUGUACCAUUCCAGAAAGUAACUGAAUUCUCAGUGAGGAAUAAGACUGACAUGAGCAGAAAAGCUGUUUCAGAUGGGUUUUUUGAGUGUGAGCGUUGGUGUGAUGCUGAUCCCUGUUGCACAGGAUUUGGCUUUUUUAAUGAUUCCCGGCUGUCAGGUGGAAAGAUCGUGUGCGUGACUCUGAACAGCCUUGGCAUCCAGACGUGUGCUGAGGAAACAACAAGUGCUUGGCACAUUUCAAAUUGCAGUUCACCAGAUGCUGAAGUCAAAAUACACCCAUUUGGCUGGUAUCAAAAGCCUGCUGACUUGAAGAGCACCAUUCCCAACCUAUGUCCACCUGUUAGUUUCCCACUCAGACCAGAAAGUGAGUAUGUGGAUGCAUGGCAACCCUUAAAUGUGUCAUCUGUUCUCAUGGAUUCAUCCAUCUCAAACUUUGAAGUUGUGCAUGUUAGCAGAGAUAUAUCCAAUGACUUCUCCACUGCCAGAGAUUUUUGCCUGUCUGCUUGUUCAAAGAACCAGUCAUGUAUAGUGGUUACACUGGAAAUCCAGCCUUCAGCAAUAAGGUGCAUUUUCUACCCUGAUACCCAGAUAUGCACACAUGGCCUGCAAGGGCACAGCUGCUGGGUUUUACUCAAAGAACCUGCUGCCUAUAUCUAUAGGAGACAAGAUUUACUCCUGCCCAUUGAAGAAUCAGAUUCAACCCCAAGAGCGUACAUCCCGUCCCACGGGUAUCUGAUGGGCAAAUCCCAGGUGAUCCACAUUGGCUCAGAAUGGAGAAACAUCAGCCAGUUCCUGGGGGUCCCUUACGCUGCCCCUCCCCUUGGAGAGAGGCGCUUCAGCCCCCCAGAGCCGAUUGCUUGGGAGGAAACCUGGGAUGCCACGGUGGCUCGGGCAGCGUGUUGGCAGCCAGGAGAUGGAGAGGCCCCGUCACAGUCUGUCAGUGAAGACUGUCUGUAUCUGCACAUCUUUGUUCCUGCCACCACUGUCAAAAACAUGUCAGUGUUGGUGUUCUUCCACAAUGGAGGGAGUUACAGUGCUGAGGAGGGAAAGACAACCCUGGAUGGAUCAUACCUGGCUGCCGUCGGUAACGUCAUCGUCGUGACGGCAAACUACCGGGUCGGUGUCUUUGGCUUCCUGAGCACUGGUUCUGCUGAGGUGAGAGGGAAUGCUGGCCUUUGGGACCAGCUGGCAGCGUUGAGGUGGGUGCAGCAGAACAUCGCCAGCUUCGGGGGCGAUCCCAGCCGGCUUUCUCUGGGAGCCGAGCGCGGCGGGGCGGAUGUCACCAGCAUUCACCUGCUCACAGAGACAGCGGGCACAGACCUUUUCAGGAGGCUGCUGCUGAUGGGAGGUUCAGCUUUUUCUCCAGCAUCCAUAAUUACUACAAGGAGAGCACAGACCCAAGCAGCAGCCCUGGCUGAAGAUGUGGGAUGCCCUUCAUCCACCAGUGAGGAAAUUGUAGCCUGCCUUCGCCAGUUGCCUGCUCGUGUCCUCAAUGAUGCUCAAACUAAGCUUCUAGCUAUAAGUGGCCCAUUCCAAUACUGGGGUCCAGUGAUGGAUGGAAUUUACCUCCGGGAACCUUUGGCUAAAGCCCUGCAGCGCCCUGAGCUUCAGAAAGUAGAUCUGCUCAUUGGAAGUGCUCAGCAAGAUGGUCUCAUCAGCAGAGCCAAGGCAAUUAAGAAAUUUGAAGAAAGUCAAGGAAGAGCCAACAGCAAAACAGCCUUUUAUCAGGCUCUGCAAAAUUCUCUAGGAGGAGAAGAGUCCAAUUCAUUCAUUGAAGAUGCAGCUACGUGGUAUUACUCCCUGGAACACUCAACUGAUGAUUAUUCAUCCUUUUCCAGGGCGUUGGAAAACGCCACCCGUGACCAGUUUAUCACGUGUCCCAUCAUAAACAUGGCGAGUCACUGGGCUGCCUCUCGAGGAAAUGUCUUCAUGUACCACGUACCUGAGAGCUCCUCACAGAGCAGCUCAGGUCAGGAGUUCCUGCUGGAUGUUCAAUAUGCAUUUGGUCUACCCUUUUACCCAAAGUAUGAAGCACAAUUUACUGAGGAAGAAAAGGGCCUUUCCUUGGAAAUAAUGCAGUAUAUCUCCAAUUUCAUAAACUCUGGAAAUCCAAACUACCCCCACAGUUUCUCGAGAAGAAUGUUGGGGAUGAAGCCUGCCUGGCCUAUGUAUCUGUCAAGUGAUGAUGGCGAUAACUACAAGGAAUUCACAGUUUCUUUGCCGACUCUUAAAGGACUGAAAAAAGCAGACUGUUCCUUUUGGUCUGAUUAUAUCAGAAGGCUGAAAGCAUCCACAGGAAGUGCAAGUGGUGAAGAACCUUCUGCAGAAAACAGCUCUGGUGAAACUCCAAGUGAGAGCCAGCCCCUGAGGGAUGAGGUGGCUUACAGCAGAUAGGCAAUCACAGGGCUGUGGCGUGGCUUUGUUACAAUCCACAUAUCUCACACCAGAUGAACAACAAUUCCUUUAGUAAACUUUCUCAAUAAGUAAAGUAGAUCUUUCAAUAAAGUAAUUUUCAAGAAAGUUAUAUUAAUUUGGCACAAAAUAAGCACUACAGUUAUUGUUUUAAGUCAAAAGAGAAUGUAAUUUGAAACAGAAAUGAAAUAUCUAUAAAAACUG